Molecule: messenger RNA, 2278 nt
Organism: Drosophila willistoni
Lineage: Eukaryota; Metazoa; Arthropoda; Insecta; Diptera; Drosophilidae
Gene: uri
Product: unconventional prefoldin RPB5 interactor-like protein
Exons: 4
Coding region: 93-2102 (669 amino acids)
Biological process (GO): negative regulation of phosphatase activity; negative regulation of transcription by RNA polymerase II
Molecular function (GO): phosphatase inhibitor activity; transcription corepressor activity; chromatin binding
Source: RefSeq, a predicted model, not a curated record
GUGUGCGUUCAAAAAAAGCUAGUUUUCAACGGGAAAAAGCUGAACUAACAAAAUUUAUUGUGUUAACAAAAUACAAAUCUCAUGUGGUAAAGAUGGAUCAGCGCGAGGAUGUGCUGCGGCAGGCGCUGGAUAAAAAUGCCGCCGAAACCGAGCGGUGGCAGGCAUUUAAGGAAGACAAUGUGAACACAAUUAAAAACUUGGACAAUUUUGUCAAACAACAGACCGUGGACAUCAUGGUGCCUAUUGGUAAGAAGGCUCUUAUGGCUGGCCAGCUGGUACACACAAACGAAUUGCUUGUGGGUCACUACGAGGGAUACUUUUCAACUUGUUCGGCUCACAAGGCAAAAGAGAUAUGUGGCCAUCGCCUAGGAUUGGCCGAGAAGCACUUAAAAGAGUUGGAGACUGAGGCGGAUCUAUGGCAGAACAAGUUACAGACCCCCAUACGUGAAGGAGCUGUGCCAAAUUCUGAUGAAAUUGAAAUAGUUGAGGAUUAUGACGAGGAAUCCCACAAAAAAUGGCUGGAGGAACACAAACAGAGUGUUCGCAAUGAAAAGAAAGAGGAGCGCCUUAAACGCGAGGCUUUAGAUGCCAAAGAUGACGAGUUUUUGAAAAAACUGGAGGAACGAGAAAUGCUGGAAGAACUUGGUCUAGAUCCGGACAAUUUAAAUGAAGAUGCGCUCCGAAAUAUAUUGAGUAGCGAAAGUGAAACCAAACCUACACCUGCAUCCGCCCCUCAGACAAUAUCAGACGAAAGAGAAGCAGAAAUGUGGGCCAGACUGGAGGCACAGGAACGUGAGGAAAUCUCGGAAAUGGGGGACAACGAAGAGAACAGCGUUAAAAGUACCGAUGAAAUUGUGCGAAAACUAAUAUCUGGUGAAAUGGAUGUGACGAACGAAAAGAAACGCCGCGGAAAAAAAGACAAUCAUGUGGAGAACCAUAGUCCGAAAGAAGAGAGUAAUCAUGAAGCCGACCAGCCGGAGGAGCUGGACGACCUGCCCGAAGAGGUGAACACAAUAAGGGAACAGCUGGACGUGUUGCCCCGUGAAGAGCAUGAGCAGUUCCUGCGCACCCAACUGAAUCUGUUGAAGGCCAAAAUGAGAAAAAUACAAAGUGUGCACUUUAUAUGUGAUGAAUUGACCCAUUUAAUGAAUGUGGUUGUAGCCUUAGAGGACGACCUUCAAGAGUUGAUAUUCGAAAGAGAGCAGGAAAGUAGCAGUGAAGAUAAUGUAUCGGAAGGUGAAGCCAUUGCUGACGAACCCAUACCCGAACCAGCGACCAUAAAACGUCGCAUUUCCUUUGCUCCGGCUGAACAAAGACUGGAAUUUAGGAAAGAAGAUGCGGUAGCCGAUAUGAUACCCAAGAGCAAGGCCAAAGAGCAACAUCAAGCUCCUCGUGAAGUGAUAACAUUGGACAUGCCUGAGCCAACCAAGCCUGGCAAGGCCAACUCCAAUUCGCAUAUAAUACAAAAGGUGGAACAAAACAUUGAAUUAGUACAAGAGCAGCAGAGUAUUCAGGAUUUCGAUUUGGUUAAUCAAAUAUUAGAUGGAAUGACUGGACGUAUUAAUACACUGCACAUUAAUUUUACACAUUCCGAUGCAAAGCCCGCUGAGAGAGAUGUUUCUUCCACUGAUAAAGUGGAUAUACCCGGAACACCAGCAGACUUCUACCGCAUAUACGAAAGUAGUAAAGCUCGUGCGGAAAACCAAUUUCCCAUCUACGUCAAUGGCUUCGAGGGUGAAGAGGAAGUGAAGGUGGCUCUUUUAGGAGAAGCUGCUCGUGCCACAGCCUAUGAGGAUCCCAAAACUCAGAUGACCAAGUCCAUAUUACGAAACAAAACGGCUGUAGAGCGUGAACCUCACAUGACUAACCCGACAAAGACAAAGUCGAUAAUUAACCAGAACCAAAACCAGAAAAAGAAAUCGAAAAAGAAUAAAAAGAAAAAGGAAAGAACCAUCGAUGAUGAACUCCGUGAAAUGAGCGCCUACAAAAAAGUGAUGAGUGAUGAUCUGGUUGAGAAGGAGCCCGAGGGAAAAUUCGUUGAGACCCAUGCGCCCAGAAGGCGAGUCAGUCGAUUUAAGGCUCAAAGGGCAGCCUUUAAAUAGAUUGUCUAUAUCCUCCAUCCAUCAAUAUAAAAACCGAUUUUCCACUUUUUGUUAAGGAUUUUACAGAUUUGUUGAAGUUUUAGGUGUAAUCAGUUAAACUGAAACACGUCUCAAGUUAAUAAAUAUCAAAUGGUGUAUAUUUAUACAUACCUAAAAAUAGAUAAUGUAUCUGAUAA